AUGGUAUUCACAAAAGCACUGUGUGUUGUGUUGCUUCUAUUCGCAACAAUCUUUGGCGAAAAUCAACGACUGGAAAACCAUUUCAAUUUGGAAAAGAGAGCACCAAAACUGCCAAAGGGUCGUUAUGAAACGGUCGUGCGAGAUACUGCACGAGAUUUGAUAGACCGGGCUCGCUAUAUUACUGGUGACAGUAAGUAUAAGGGAAAUUUAUACCGAUCAAAAACUAUAGGACUGGAUAAAACAUCCUUUCGAAUUCAACGAGGAGAUAUUUUUAAAUAAGUAAAGGCAUAACUUGUGUUAUUGUGUUACGGUACGAUGACUCAGAGGUUAAAGUGGACUGAAAACGGCCUGAAUAUCUUAUAAAAACAAAUCGAUUGGGCAUGUAAAUCAGUUUCACCAUAAAGCAAAUGUCAAUUCCUAUGUACAGCAACUCAUGUACCUUGCGCUUGUGAAACGUUUUCUGACACGUUUGGUAACGUGUAACAUGCACAGUGGCCCACAAGUGCAAUGCACAAAACAAAAUCCAAGAAUACAAAACUCCAUCAGUCCAGUACACAAAACUCAUUUCCACAAUGCGAAACUCAAUUCCACUACAAAAAACUCAAUACCACUACACAAAACUCAAUUUCACUACACAAAACUUAACUUUACUACACAAAACUCAAUUCCACUGCAUAAAACUCAAUUCCACUGCACAAAACCCAAUUCCACUAUACAAAUCUCAAUUCACGAUAAUCCACAACUUUCGCGGGAAAGUGACAUAACCGCCACUGAUGUUUUUUACUCUAUCAUUUUACAGUACUUAAAACGCAUAAAAACUAAUGCGUGCAAAGUCGAAAACACUUGAAGUUCAGUAUUUGUAAUUGACGUUAAUUGAAAGCUUUUUUACAUUAUUAUUCGUUAACUUGACUUUCCACUGCUUCCUUUCUUUGCGUAAGGUUGUGAUGACGGUAAGGUGGAGUAAAAAAUUAUCAGUAGCGGUCAUUCCAUUUUCCCGCGUUUUCUGGCGAAAGUCCUGACUUGUGUAUCGUGAACUGAGUUUUGUGUACGUAGUGGAAUUGAGUUUUGUGUACUGGAAUUGAAUAUUGUGAAUUGGGUUUUGUGUAUUGUGAAUUGAGUUUUUUGUAUUGUGAAUUGAGUUUUGUGUAGUUGAAUUUUAUUUUGUGAAGUGGGAAUUUGUUUUGUAUAGGGGGAUUUUGAUUUGUGCAUUGCACUUGUGGGACACCGUACUCAUGGCACCCAUCCGUCAUGACACUCCUCGCAAACAGAUAAGUGAUAUAGACAACAUUUUUUUUUUUUUUCAAUGCACUAAUAGACAAUUCACAUGCCUACUUAUACUAUUGUUCUAGUUUACAGAAUCAUAGAAUGGAACAAACUGUUAUCUAAGCUCGAGUAUUAUAUGUAUAGGAGUCAUUGUCUUAUCUACGGUGGAAUUUUCUACAUACAAGUUAGUUACCUUUGUUCUAUUCUAUUGUUCUAUUCUAUUGUUCUGUAAAUAAAAACUGAUCGAUAGAACAAUAGCAACUAUAGUAGACAUGUGAGUUAUGCUUUGAAAUGAAUGUAACUGGAACGUUACAUCUUCCCGGAAACUUGAAGCCGAACUUGAAGGCCAGUCCCAAUCUUUUCACACAUGCCAAGGACGCUUAAUCUGUCAAUCGUGACGUAAAGAAACGUGUCUUGACCUCCAGACACGCGUAUAUGUCUGGAGGUCAAAUUUGUGCUCACGAAAAACAUAUUCUGUUUAUUUGAAAGUAGCUUUCCAGUUUUAUUCAAUUACAUGGAGUUACCUAUAAGGUUGUGAAUUGGGUGUGAUUAAUAACCAACCGUAAAUACUCAAUGUACCUUAGCAGAUCAGUACACGGUGGUCAAUAGCAGCUAAUGACUUAAUCAUUUAUGCAUAACGGAUGUUUUCAAAUCAGUGGAUAUUUAUUCUGCAUUAUACUUUAUUACAUGUCUAGAGUGUUUUUAUUAAUAAUUACUGACGGUCAUAAUAACAUAUUGUUUUUACUCUGCAUUAUAUCAGCGAAUGUCGAGAAGUUCUAGCGUUCUUCUGAAAAACGGGAGCGGUCUUUUUUGAUUGUAGGGAAAUUCCUAGGGGUUAAUGUUUUAUUAAAAUGUUUUAUUAAAAAUAAUCCAGCGUGCACAUAGCGUUAUUGAGAGUAAUGCCGCGUGCACACGGCGUUAUUAAAAAUAAUGCAGCGUGCCCACAGCAUUAUUAAAAAUAAUGCAGCGUGUAUCAGUGCACACAGACAUUAUUCGCAAUCCUUCGUCAUCCUGACAAGUACACGCGAUAACGUGAACAUCUCAAGAUGAGAAGUUGACAGUGCUAAAGGCCCCUCAUACAAUAUCAUCGGGCGGCUGAAGCACUGCCAAGACGGUCCCUGUGAGUCCUUUCAGCUCAACUUUAUAGAAAAAUAAUUUCGUUUGCGCUUGUGGGAUUUUAUCCUAAAUAUACGCAUGUGCAGAACACAUCAUAAGUUCUAUUCCCGUGUUUAUCCAGUUUAAUACGCUCUUUGAAUUAACCUUAUCAUUAAUGAUAAUAUGUAAACUAGAACACUAUAAUUGACCUCCGCUUGUGAAGAUUUUAAUUUAGGGCGAUUAAUUAAACUGAAAUUUGUUCUAUCACGAUGCAUUACGUGCAUGUCCUCACAAAUGUCUAGUAUAACGUUGGAUAUAUUCAUUGUCAUACGGUCCCAACAAGCAGCAGCGUAGUCUUUCAGCCGAAAAUAAUUACUUUUGAUUCGGGUUUGGCCAAAUAGAUAAUUACUUUAAUAGAUUUAAUACACAUUAAUAGAUAAUUACUUCGGCCAAACGGCAUUAUUCGAUAUAUUGCAGCCAGCUUCUGCCUUCGGCCUCAGCUGGCUGCAAUAUAUCGAAUAAUGCCGUUGGCCUCAGUAAUUAUCUAUUAAAGAACAACUAAUGCUAAUGUCGUAUUCAAUUAUAAUUGUCCGGAAAGGUGGAGUGCAUGUUGUUACCAGUCCAGAGUGUGUUACUUAUCCACCUGCACGCAACUACGCUUCCUAUACCCAUAACAGAGAAGACUUUUUAAAACUCUUUCAUGGUCGACAAAACCGAAAUACAUUCAACUUUGAAUGAGUUUAGUGAUACGCUAUUACAAGGUUUACUGUCCAGCCCACAUAAUAAAUCGUGAAUCUCAAGAUUUUCAUAAUGCAAUUCACUUUUUUCAGAUGGCCAACUUGGGUUUAUUUAUAUACAACGCGCGGAUACCAGUAGAAGUUACCUAACACCAGAAGUUGAAGGGACACUAAAAGGUCGUCGGAAUUCUAGGCAGGAUUUAGCAAAUGGUCAACUUUAUCCACCUCGGCCACGUCGAGGCGACAACACCAAUUUCAGAAUGAAUUUUCGUGCACGUCGGCCCGGUCCCGAUAUUCCAAGAGAGCACACCGAGCAUAGACUAUUAACCAACAAUGGACUGAAAAGUAUGGUGGAAUAUACGAAGAGCAUAACGAAGCGCAAAGAGUGUCCAAAGUACGUAAUUUUUCAUUCCAAUUUACUGCCGUGCAUGCGUAACAAGGAAACUAGCCCUCGACGUUGCCUUGACAUGAUUGGCAAGGAAAGAUAUAAACUCAGACAUUAUUGCCGCGGGACAGAGUUUUACCUUCAUACUAUCCAAGAUGGACCAAGACAAAAUCAACGACCAGAAGAAAGUCAGAAAUAUUAUGACAGAUUUAUAAUGUAUAUUAAAGAUCGGCAAAUUUUCUGGGUAAAUUCACGAUAAGGCACAAGUAACAAGAUUAUUUGGAACAAUAAUGAUUCAAACUUAUCUCGUAGUACUAGACAUUUGAACGAAGUAUUUGUUCGCAUUUUGUAGUAUUAGAAGACAUUUGAAUGGCAUUCUACAGUUGUAGUUACAUAGAUACAUCAAAUAAAGGCAUCGCAUGC
This is a messenger RNA of Paramuricea clavata, 3903 nucleotides long. Lineage: Eukaryota; Metazoa; Cnidaria; Anthozoa; Malacalcyonacea; Plexauridae. The record is from the annotation of a GenBank genome assembly.